Messenger RNA from Exophiala dermatitidis NIH/UT8656, 732 nucleotides. RefSeq lists its product as uncharacterized. The transcript is spliced from 2 exons. The record is from RefSeq and is a predicted model, not a curated record. Lineage: Eukaryota; Fungi; Ascomycota; Eurotiomycetes; Chaetothyriales; Herpotrichiellaceae. Bases 1 to 732 code for a protein of 243 amino acids.
AUGCGUGCCUCCAUCGCCAUCGCCGCCGGCAUCGUCGCCGUUGCCUCGGCCAAGACCAUCCAAGUCACCGACACCGUCGACGUGACCAUCACCUCGUGCGAGCCGACUGUCACCGACUGCCCUUACAAGGCCUCGGCCACCGCCACCGGCACUGAGGUCUGGGGUGACUGGAACAGCGAGACCACCACCACCACCACCCCGGUUGCCCCUGUCGAGACCUCGAGCUCCUCCGGGGUUUGGGGAGACUGGACCACCGUCACCGGCAGCACUCCUGUUGCCCCGGCCAGCAGCUCCGCCACCGGCACUGAGGUCUGGGGUGACUGGACCACCGUCACCGGCCCUGCCAGCAGCAGCACUCCAGUUGCUCCUGCCAGCGGCUCUUCCACUGAGCAAUGGGGUGACUGGACCACCGUCACCGGCGCCGCCAGCAGCAGCACCCCUGUCGCCCCGGCCAGCGCUUCCUCUUCCCCCUCUGGCAACUGGAACGACUGGACCACCGUUGUGGCCAGUAGCUCUACCCCCGUGGCUCCCGCCAGCCAGAGCAGCGAGACCCCAUACUGGCCUGCCGGCACCUCCAGCAGCCCUGCUGCUGCUUCUGGCACCGGUGCCUGGUCUCACUCCAGCUCCCCUGUCAGCCCAGCUGUGGCCACCUACACUGGCGCUGCCUCUGCCAACGCUGGCUCUUUCGCUCUGGCCGGUCUUGCCGCUGCCGCUGCUAUCGUCCUGGCAUAA